Nymphaea colorata (pocket water lily) is the source of this 4516-nucleotide messenger RNA. RefSeq lists its product as uncharacterized. The coding region runs from base 163 to 4047 and encodes 1294 amino acids. The transcript is spliced from 18 exons. Gene Ontology annotation, biological process: DNA damage checkpoint signaling; DNA repair; mitotic DNA replication checkpoint signaling. NCBI's taxonomy places the organism in Eukaryota, Viridiplantae, Streptophyta, Magnoliopsida, Nymphaeales, Nymphaeaceae. Gene Ontology annotation, molecular function: ATP hydrolysis activity; ATP binding; chromatin binding. The record is from RefSeq and is a predicted model, not a curated record.
AUUUACAUACCCCGCCCUAACGACGCUCUCCCCUUCUCCUCAUACCAUACCAGUCGUCUCGGUCACUACAUGCCCUAACUCCGGCGAAAUCGCCUCCGCGUGCCGGCGAUCGCUCCGGAAGGGUUAUUCUCCGUCCCAAUUCAGGGCUGGUUGGCCCGAUCCAUGGCACCUCGCAAGAACCUGAUGGAAUUCUUCGGCAGAAGGUCGCCGAAGACCCCGAGCCAACCGAUGCCGGAUCAGCCCGACGAGAAGGGUGAAGAAACCGGCACGUCUGGCGCUUAUGGAUCGCAGGGGUCUGGAAGCAAGCAUCGCCGGCCGGCUAGGCAGUGUGUCCGAAAGCUUCCGCUUGAUCUCGAGAGGGAUGGAAUCGAGGGCGAAGGGGAGUAUGAAGGUGUGGCUGAUGGAGAAGGUGGUUCGGGUGGACGGAAGCUAACGAAAACUAAGGGGAAGACCACGCCGAGGUCUUUGAUAAGGGCUAAGCGGAACAAUGCGUCGAAUAACGAAAUCGAUAAUUCUAAGGGGCCAAUCGGUUCCCAAAACGAGGAAUGUUCUGCGCUGAGCUCGGGAUCAGAUUUCUUUGUAAAAUUAUCUGAAAGGAGAAAGCGGCGUAAAAGUCUCCAGCAGGAGAAAGGAGAGCACGUUCCCGGAGACACCACAAUUGCAGAUGAAAUGCAUCAACAGUUGAGGAUGUUGAAAGACAAUUUAUCCUCUGGCGAGGAGAAUGGAUUGCGAGGCCAGAUUCGAAUGCUUGAAGGCAACCACUUUGCUGCUAGUAACCGAUCUGACCGUAGUAACAAUGGUUCACCCGCUAAAGCUAUCGAUCUCAGAUUGGAAGCAAAAAGGGCGGCAGAAGAAAAUGCUCGCCUCUUUGCUGGAAAACAAAUACAUCCAUUUUUUGUUUCAUGUCAAACAUCAAAAAGAUUGUCAGAGGUAUGUCACUGGGGAAAUCGUUGUGACUCUGUCUUGCAAGAGGAUAUGACCAUGCCAUAUGCUCCAUUACAUGUGCUGCAGACAAGUCAGGAGGAUGAGGUAUUAUUGAAUUGGCAAGAUUGGGUGGUUUUUGAGGGAAACGUACUUAAACGUGCUGAUCCUAUUAUUGUAGAGGAUAUGACUUUGGCAUGGCUUCAUGGAUCCAAGCCUCUAAAAAUUGAUAGCUUUGUGAAUAUUCCAAAUUUGGCAGAAUCAACAUUUCUGGAACAGCAGCUUGAGAGAAGAGAAAGUGGGUCGACAGCCUCGACCUCAUGUUCUUCUUUGUUGAUUGGUGAGCAGAAUUGUGAAGUUGAGAUGGAAGCACGUGACCGUGCCCCUGUUGACAUAACAAGGAAUCAUGUAUGUGGAGAACUACAUGACGAAAGGAUGAAGCCAUACUAUCUUCGGUGUAGCAGCCUUCAACCUGUUGCCAACUUGUGGGUUGACAAAUACCAACCAGACAGGGCGUCAGAGGUAUGUGGCAACCUUGACUCAGUUAAGUUUAUAAAUGAGUGGAUGCAUUCCUGGUAUAUUCAGAACCCUGCGAAUGAUAAAAUUUCUUCUCAUAAUGACGACCAUGAAUGGAUUGAAGAUGAUGAUGCUGUAAAUGACAUGUAUGGGAUUGCACUAAAAAAUAUUCUAUUGCUAACUGGACCUAUCGGGAGUGGGAAAUCUGCAGCAAUUUAUGCGUGUGCCAAAGAGCAAGGUUUUCAAAUAAUUGAGGUCAGUGCAUCUGAUUGGCGGAGUGGAACAGUUGUGAAGCAAAAGUUUCGGGAAGCUAUGGAAUCACAAUGCCUGAAAAAGUGGUCUCAUGAAGACCCUGUUGGUUCACAGAAUCAACAUGGUAUAGGAACCUUCCCAAUUGAAAAUAAAAGCCUGGAGUGUGGAAAUUCAGGAGACCUCAGAAAAGUGAAUUUUGAAUCUGUUUCUUGCCUAGAACAAGAGAAUGCUUUGGAAAUGGAAGUUUCUUGCAAUUUUAUGGAGUGUAGGGGUUUAGGUAAUCAAGUUGCUAGUAAGACUUUGAUCCUGUUUGAGGAUUUCGAUGCAACACUUGAUGAAGAUCGUGGGUUGAUUGCAACUAUAGUUGAACUUGCUGAAACAACCAAGCGGCCUAUUAUUCUGACAAGCAAUAGUGAGGACCCUAUUCUGCCUCCGCUUGUGGAUAGGGUCACGAUCAAUUUCACUCUUCCUUCAGUAGAUGAGUUGGUUUCCCAUGUGUAUAUGGUUUGUGUUUCCGAAGCUAUCAACAUUUCACUGCAGUUAAUAGAGCUUGUGGUUAGAUUUUGUCAACGUGAUAUACGAAAGACCCUCAUGUUCCUUCAGUUCUGGUGUCAGGGUCGAACAGAUCAAGGAGGCAAUAAGUCAUUAUGUGCUUAUGGGCCAGUACCUUUCAACAUUGAUGCUGGACACUAUGUGAUAAAGAAGGUGAUUCCAUGGGGCCUUCCAUCCCAGCUGUCGGAGUAUAUAGAACAGGAGGUCUCUAAAUCGUUGGCCAAGACGAAAGCCAUUGCUCUGGAUGAGACAAUAACAGAAGAGCUGAGUACUGCGGAAAAUUUGGAGGAUCGGUUAGGUCAUAAGAAUGAAGACAUGAGUAACAACGAGGAUGGCUUAUCAAAAUGGAAGUUGGCUAUGCAUGAUUUUGCUUUAGAGUCAUCGAUUCUAUCCGAUAUUAGUCCUUGCAAGACUGUGGAAACCACCAAGCAGUCGAGGCAAAAAAGACGUGUCGUAGUUUCAGAUUCCGAAGAUGAGCCUUACAUUGACAAAGUAUAUCUGUCAGAGCGGCUGCCUCAGCAUCUUGGUGAAGAGUCCUUGCUAGAUGUGCCAAAUAAUUCUUUUUCCAUGCAAGAACAUCCUGAGGCGAACCAUCUAGAUGCGACGUUACACGAGAAUCUUCUGGGAGGUCCCAAAACAAAUGGAGUCGGUUGCACUCAUUACUUGAAUGGAUCUCCUGAAAUUUCUUGCAUCCCAGGACUAUCUUUUGUUCCUGAAACAGAAAUAGACAACGGAUAUUUGGAGCAAAUAUCAUCAGUGGCUUGUUUUCCUGAUCUUGCGCAAAACACUUGCUUGGGCAGUUCAGAUAUGCUUAAAGAACUUGGAAUGGAGAUAAUUAACUUAGCACAAACCGAUGGAGAACCGGACAGGGUUUCUGAAACUCUAUGCUGGGAUGCCUGUGACACGGCUGCAGAAUCAGUUCCUGGCUGUAAUGAUUGUCAUUUUGAGCCCCCCCUGGCUAUUUUUAGAACGUGUCCUUUGAUUGAUGAAUGCAGCCGUGCGGAUUUCAGUAGCAGUUUCAUGAAUAAAACGAAACCGAAACGACUAGUUGUAGCUGAUUUAGUUCAAGAGACGUGGAAGAAGCUGCGAAGCCAGGGCUCGGAAAUCAGGUUUUGUAUUGAAACAGAACAAAGCGCAUCUUCUUCGUUAAAGAUAGCCAGUGGGCUGACUCAACUUAUUUCUGAUGCCGAUGUGAUGCGUACCGCUGGCUGUGUGCUUUUCAAGUAUCCUGCGCAGGCAUCAAUAUUUGAUGAGGGCGAUCGACAUGUUGACUUAAUGUCCACAUUUGCUGAGCAUGGCCUUUGCUUCUACGCAAAGAAGAGUGCUCCAAUAAGGAGACACCUGGACCCCGCCAUCGAGUUGGACUUGGCGUCGGAGAUUCUGGUCUCCAGCAUGGAUGGUCUAACAAUAGGGACGCUGGUUGCUCAGGAGAGUGGUCAUGGCUCCUCAAUCCAACUAAAGAUUUUUGAGGAAUUGAUGGAAGAAGGCAUGCUGCCUGACAGACUUGAGGAUGAUUCGAUGCUUUCCGAUGCACUGUUGACGGUCGUCCCUAUACGGUCAUAUUUGGCGUCGAGGGGUGCUGCCUUCCACGAAUACUUGUCAUUUUUGAGCCAAAUAUCCAAAGGAGAAUCUACUCGUCUUGCCCAAGAAGGCAAGUCCCGAAAAUGUGGCAGGUUUAGAGGUUCCCGUCAUUACUUGAGGACAGGUCCCUUUUCAAUGUCUGCCGAAGAUGUCCUUAUGUUAGAUCAGCAUGCCUGCUACAAGAAAAGAGACCCGAAAUCCAUUGUGAAGGUUGAUCCAACUUGAUGCGUUAACUGAUUUUGCUUCAUGGUUUUGUAACGUGAGGCCGUGAUGUGUCUGGCUGGUGUAAUCAGAGAUCUCAACAGAUGGAGCAAGUAAGCAAGUUCCUGGCCUUGGUAUAUCCAUUUGUAUAAACGUAAGAAGGGAUGCUUACGCAUCUUGAUCAAGGUGUGAAGGAGUUGCUAAACAGGCGAGCAGCGGGAACAGGUGUCAAUGUACAAAUGACGUAGUCUCAGUCACAAAAUGCGGGCUCCACUCUUAAGUAUUUCAGAUGUCAUUAUUUGGUUGAUGAUUUAUGUAUUUGGCCCGAGGGCUUGACACCCUAGCCCUCGGAUUUGUAUUGGCUCUGCUAGAAAUAGGAAAAGCCACCACCAAGGGAGAAAAGAACGGUCAGGGGAAUGGUGGGUGUAAGUGGCUUGCUCGCGAAGGUGCGGCGUCAUGAAGUAGAUACAUCAUUUAUUCAAAUGUUAUUGGA